AAAUAUCUUAAACAGUUAUAGUGUCCAAGUGGGAUUCCAACUUUAUAGUUUAUACUACGUAUGUCCAUAUUAGAUUCAGAUACAACAAGCCUUCUUAGAACUUGAGCCCUAUUAAAAUUCUACUCCGUAUAAGAAGUCUGGAGCCUUCCUUUAUAAAUAGAACCCAGACUUGGAACCCAUCAAUUGCAUACAAACUAAAGCCAGAGCAUCAUAGGCAAAGAGUUUAUAGGCACGGUAAUUUUCUUCCUUGUUCAUCUUUUACACCUCUUUCGUUGUUGUUUUUUUGUGUUGCAGGAACAAUUCUGAAUAAUUCAAAGCCCAAUCAAUAAAUAGAAGAUUCUGCGAUCAAUUUGGGUAAUUUUAUUCCUUGCCGCUCGCUCGAGGUUCAGAGGGGAGCUGCCAUAGCUAUUUCAGUUUGAAGCUUCGGAGAGAUUAUUGUUCUGCUGCUGUUGAUUUGCUGGAGCCUGGAGAGAGGAGAACCAUCGUCCCUAUUUUUUUCUUGUUGAUGGCGCUGGGUUGCUUUGCUCGCUAAAGGAGAAUCACAGGUCUUCCGGUCUCCCCUGUCCCUGCUUGUGAAGAAGAUGAAAACCGGCCCUUGUUUCUGCGGCUGCUGCUAAUUUCUUUGCUGGUUCCAUCGAAAAUCGUCCAGGCUUUUGGCGAAGAAGAUGAAGAGCUGAUGCGGUUUGCUGGCGGAUGAAGGAUUCAAUGUUUCCGAUUAAGCAGACUUGACUGAUUGCCGGUGUUACUCUCUCGGGAGGAAGAAUAAGAUGAAUCCAUCAGUUUUAGCCUGCUGAAAUUUCUGACCAGGAAGGAGCCCCUACGAAUUUAGGCUGAUGAAGGAACCUGUCGAUGUACCUGCGAAAGGGACUGGUGGCAGAUUUAGGUGGAGUCCGGCAGGCGGCGGCUGAUCGUUUGCUAUUACCUGGGGCGCCGUCGGUGGAGAAACCCUGGCUGAGCUCUAUGCUGAUUUCCAGCGAGAGAGGUGGUCGCCAUUGCUACUGAAUGCUUCCAGAUAUGUUCUGCUCGUAGGCCGCUGCAACUCUUCGCGUGAAGGAGAAGAUGACGGGAGAUAAAGUUCAUGUGCCGCCGAUGCUGCUUAGCCCUUUGUUGGGAUGAGAGAUUUGAAGAAUUAGGUCGCUUCCUGAUUGUCGGUGCUGCUUAGCCCUUUGUUGGGAUAGCACCGAUUUAAGGAAUUAGGCCGCUUACCGAUUGUCGGUGCUGCUUAGCCCUUUGUUGGGAUGGCACCGAUCUGAAGAAUCAAGCCAAUUUCCGAUUGUCGGUGCUGUUUAGCCCUUUGUUGGGAUGGCACCGAUUUGAAGAAUUAGGCUGAUUGCCGAUCGCCGGUGCUGCUUAGCCCUUUGUUGGGAUGGCAUCGGUUUGAAGAAUCAAGCCGAUUUCUAACCGUCGGUGCUGCUUAGCCCUUUGUUGGGAUGGCACCGAUUUGAAGAAUUAGGCCCCUUGCCGAUCGUCCGUGCUGCUUAAAUGUCGCCGCCACUUUCGACCUUAGUUCAUUUUGAGGGAGCUUGACAAAUUAUUGACCGGUGUUACCAAUUUCUUCGUUCGUCUGGUCUGAAUAUGACGUCCGUUGUUUGGGCCUGAGACAAAUUAUUACCACCGAGCUGACUCUUUUAUUAUCAUUAUUAUUAUUACCUUAGUUUUUUUUUUUUUAAGUAAUAAUACUAAUAAUAAUAAUAAUAAUAAUAAUAAUAAUAAUAAUAAUAAUAAUAAUCUUUUUUUUUUUUUGCAGUCCAAAAUGGUAUACUUUAGAGACGUAAUGCGUGGAGGCAAAAAGUAUCUCUCUGUAUCAAAGAAGAAGAAUGGCGAAGAAAUCCUUCUGGAGAUUUUUAGGCCAUUUGCUCGCGAGUUUUGGGGUGCGACUGUUGUGUCUUACCGGGUUGCAGACUGGACUCCUGAGUGCGAAUAUCAAGAUCAAACAAUGCGGACUUUAGUGUCUGGCUUCCUUCAUAAGCCAUCUUUCGAGAUUUUGCCUUCUUUGGGUAGAAGAAUCCUUGAUGCAAAUGCCCCUUUAAUAAAGACCUUAUUAUUCAGUGGCGAAUUUAGAUUCAUCACAGGCUACUGGGAAUGGGCCGAGGACAUUUUAAGCUUGAGUAAAAGUAUUUUGGAGAAGGGGCUUAUAUAUGAUGCUGUUUAUGCUUCCUUGUUCACAUAUGAUCGGUGUACGAAUGCUAUGCAAGCCUUUUGUGAAGCGUGGUGCCCUAUGGUGAAUACAUUACUUACGUCGAUCGGCGAACUGACGAUCACACUUUGGGACUUGAAUGUUAUUGGGGGGUUACCAAUCAUUGGGGAUGCAUAUGAUGAGUCUAUUCCGAGCUCCUUCGAUUUGUUAAAUGCAGAUGCUGACCGCCCUUUUCAACUUUGCAAAUACCUAUUUGAUGCAUAUCAUCAUCUUUUUCCAACGGUGGGAGACAAACGUGCCUUGCGUGUCCCUGUGUGGGUCAAAUUUUGGUUUAAGAAGGCUUCUAAGUACGUCAUGCCUCCGCAGAGAACAGAAAAGAAGAGAUCAUCCCGUGCUAAGGCAACCUAUAAUCCUAGCGGAGCAAUUCCAAAGUUUAGUGGGUGGUCGAAUUCUAUGAAGGUGCCGUUCCAUGCACUCAAGGUUCCUGCUGAAUAUGAGGAAGAGAUAUACUUAGCGGCAUUCCUAUCAUGUUGGCUUUGCGCCUUUGUAUUGCCCCAUGAAGGUCCAAGGAUCAUUCGUCCGGAAACUUUUAAAGUUGCUUGCAUGAUGGCUUGCGGGAGGAAGAUAUGUCUUGCUGUUCCAGUUCUUGCUAGUAUUUAUCACGGACUUAAUCAAAUUUCAAAUGCUCCAUUCCCUGACAAAGUUAGAACGUGUUUUCCUGUUCACUAUGUCUAUGGAUGGUUGGCCACAUACUUUGAUACUCAUUUCAAGAAUGAUAUUCAGUCCACGACCCCAUUGAUGAUCUCUUACUCAGGGGAAGGUGGAGCACGGUCCCUUGAGAAAACAAGGGCGCGUAGGAAGAUUUUCCAGGGAGAUGUAUCUGCGUGGAUAUGUUCUACACAUCGAAGGAUCAAGGACCAUGCUUUCUUUGAUGACGAGAAUUCUUCCGAGACUGACUUAGCAUUCUUCAGAUGUCUUCGUUCUAAUUUUCUCGUAUUACGCUACCAAGACCGUUGCAUUGCUGAGCUUUACACUCCUCAUCGCUUUAGUCGACAGUUUGGGUACUUCCAAGCUUAUGCACCAGGUUGGCCUGAGAGGCGUGAUCGUCGUGUUUCUCUUUCUUCUGGAUUUCAGCUUUGGCAACAGUUUGCGCAUGGUAUGUCACGGGCUGGAGCGGUGUUUCCGACCCCUCCUACUAUCCCAGCGAAAUUUUAUUCUUUGCAGUAUAAAGAAUGGUGGGGUCAAGUCCAUGGAAGUUUUCUGGAAAAUCAUGUGAGUGAUUUGAUCAGGAUUUACGAUCUUGCUAUUGGCGAUGUGAUUGCCCCUUCGGAUCCCGCGACUCCACUCUCCAAGAAGAAUAAGAAGGUACCUGAUAUUGAAGCUAAGUCUUUGCCCCAGAAAAAGGCUAAGCUUGCAGCACCUAGGGCGGAAGUUUUGAUCAAGGAUGCUGAGAAAGAAACACCUCCUGCCAAGGCGAGUGAGAAUCAAGUUCUUGAGAAGCAAAGUAAUGAUGAUAGGAAUUGGAAGCAUCUUCAGAGAAAACCUCAUCCUGGGCCACUGAGGGUUAGUUUCAUUAUUUAAUAAUCUAAUUUAACCUCAAGCCUGGACUUAUAUCUUCUUCCUUCUUUUGCAGAUUCAUCCAAUCCUUGAUGAUGCUAGUUCUUCAAAUCAUGUUUCUUCAUCUAGCUCAAGUGAAGGAGAAACCGAUGAUCAUGACACCGUUGCAGGGUUGAUGGCAAAAGGUGCCCCAAGUAAUUGCAAAGAAGUUCCGACCAACGAGAUACCGAAAUCCCCUCAUGUGAAACCGGCUGUAUCCGUUUUUCAAGGAGAGAACUACUUCUUUACUUUGUAUAAGCGGUUCCUCAUUGAAACUUGGGGCGGUAUUCAAAAGAAGUUAGAAAAUGCUACAGUAGAGAACGUCUCUUCUCUUCGAGAGGAUGUUCAGAGUUGUGUUAUCCUGAUGGAGAAGGACGGCAUUGACCUUUCCGUGUUGAAGACAAGAGUGAAGGAUUUCUUUGAAAGAGCACAAGCAUUUGAUCAAAAGUGCUCGACUAUUGCUGACAGGGUCCCUAUGGAGAAGCAGUCUCGGGAAUUGGCUAUGUCGCAAGCUUUUUGUGCAGAUAUUGAAGCUAAGAGAUCUCAAAAUCAAGUCGCAUUACUUGAUGAUGAGAAAUCUCUAAAUGAAAUCAAGAAAAAGAUAGCCUUAUUGGAAGCCGAAGCUAAGGAAAUAGAAGUUUUGAUUUCCCAGCGUCAUGCAGAGGCAAGUGACUUGGAUGCAGCUCUUACGAAGGCCAAGGAGGAAUCUUCACGGAUUUUGAAGACUAUCAAAGCAUCAGACGAAGGUCAACUUGCUUUAAGUACCCAGAAGAAGGAGCUAGAGGCUUUGAAGGAUGACUUAGUUAGCUUUAAAUUGUUUUUAGGCUGAGUUUGUUUUUACUUGUUUAUAUAUUAGCUUUUAGUCAGCUAACACUUUCCUUCUUUUCUUUCCAUCAAACUAUAUAUGGAUAUAUAUUGGAUUGCUUUCUUGCUCCUCGUGAGUUGAUA
Molecule: messenger RNA, 4681 nt
Organism: Cuscuta epithymum
Lineage: Eukaryota; Viridiplantae; Streptophyta; Magnoliopsida; Solanales; Convolvulaceae
Source: the annotation of a GenBank genome assembly